CAAAUUGUAUUAUAUAUAGUGCACUUUGCGUCAGCUUGCACUUCGGCCAUCCCGUCUGUCUUCACACGUGCUCGCCCUGGUCUUUGCGUUGCUUCCCACCACAGCUGUUCACAUAGUGUACCUGUAUAUUUUCGAUACCAUUUAGGGUGCCUUGUGUCUUUUCCGUGCAGUUCGAGUAGGUUUCUGUGCGCAUCUGACGGUUGGUAGUUUUGUCCCUCGUCCCCCUCUCACGUUCUUGCCUCCUUCACCUUUGUGAUAGUGUCAUGUAUCCUUAUAUCACUUGUUACACCUUGUGUUGCAUGUCCAUCCUUCCUGUGCGCCUCUUGUGUGCGGUUUGUGUAGGUGACCGUUGGCUGUCGAUGCCCUUAGUGCCCACACCUCCAUGAGGCAGACACAGCCUGUUGCAGACGGAGAUUAAGAGGGAUACAUUGAGGUGCAGCUGUGGUCGUUUCGGCUUCGUAAUCCUGCCAGACUACACUUCAAGUUUUGCACUCAGCCAUCUGCAGUUGUGGUGCCCUGUGACUUUCGUGAGAGUGUCUGGACGAACAUUUGCCUGUUCUGACUACCUAAAGCUGUUUAUUAGUUGUUUUUGCCCCACUCUGCGAUUCCCUGCAUGAUAUCCUCGACGUCACCCACAGGGUGUUGCGUCGCUGGCGGGCCAGAGGUGUCAGUUCCAGAGGGAUACUGGUCUGAGACAGGGAUUGCUUGAUUGUACAUGCUAUGAUAUGCAUUUGCUUGCUGUGCUGUGUAGCAUUGUUUGGCGGUGGGGGUGAUGGUAUGUUCCUUAAUACGCACGGCUCACUUGGACUUAGACUUUUAGUGUGAUACCAUAUGGGCUGCAGACCAGACCUUCAGGCCCCACAGAUGUGGCUGCAGACACUCUGCGUGUAUGCCCUAUGGCCUUCGGGCUUUGGGUUUGCCGACACUGUGAAAAUAAUAAUAAUAAUAAUAAUAAUGAGCUUCCUUUACUCUGGAUAUCAGCAAAACCUAAGCAGGUCUAUUCGCAGGCGUGUCAAGGUCUGCCUCGAUGAUCACCCCCUGGAGGAACUGUUCACAGCCAGCAUGUGCGGCCAUGCCUGGAUGUGCCGGGAGGCUGCCAGGAAGACAGUGCUCCAGGCCAUCAGGGGCUCCAGCCUGCCCAUCCCCUGCCCGAUCUGCCAGGCCGGGGGUGAAGCACUCUGCGCCAGAUGCACCUAG
This is a messenger RNA of Coccomyxa subellipsoidea C-169, 1197 nucleotides long. RefSeq lists its product as hypothetical. The transcript is spliced from 3 exons. Bases 832 to 1197 code for a protein of 121 amino acids. The record is from RefSeq and is a predicted model, not a curated record. Lineage: Eukaryota; Viridiplantae; Chlorophyta; Trebouxiophyceae; Coccomyxaceae.